AUGGCGGGAGGAACCAAGAAACCAGUCAAUAUCUUCCGUUUGAGGAACCUGGGUGAACCAAGUGAGAUCUUCAAUUGGAAGCUUUGGUUCGCUGUCAUCUCUUUCGGUUUGAUGGGUGCCGCUCGUGGUGUCGAUGAAGGCCUCAUCUCUGGCGCGUUCAAUUCCAAGGACUUCCAGAAAUACAUCGAUUACAGUUCCUACAGCAAGGUUGAGCAGACCAAUAUUAAGGCCAAUGUUUCCGCUAUGGUUCAGAUUGGUUCAGUCGGAGGAGCCCUCUUUGCCUUCCUAGUCUGCGAUCGAAUUGGACGUAUCUGGGCUACUCGCCAGCUUUGCAUUCUCUGGAUCUUGGGGAUUGCCAUUUUCAUGGGAAAUGGAGGUAGCUUGGGGGCUGUCUAUGCGGGUCGCUUCAUUGCCGGACUUGGCGUCGGCCAGACCGUUGUUGUUGCACCCGUCUACCUUGCAGAAAUUUCGCCUGCCUGCAUUCGAGGUCUCUGUACUUGCGUUUUUACUGGCUUUGUCUAUCUCGGAAUCGUUCUUGCAUACUUCGCAAACUAUGGAUGCCAAGUGAAUAUUGGAGACAGCACACACAAGAGAUGGGAAAUCCCCACGAGCCUACACAUCAUCUUCGCUGGGCUCAUCUUCCUUCUUUCAUUUCUACAAUACGAGUCACCCCGAUACCUUGUUAAGCGAGGACAGACAGAGAAAGCCAUCAACAACUUGGCCUUGAUUCGCAAUCUGCCUCCAGACCACGAUUAUGUUAUGCGAGAGUUUGCUGGCAUCGAAGCCGCCCACGAGGCAGAAAUGGAGGCCACUAUGGGCUCGGGGCCUCUGGGAAUCAUCAAGGAAAUCUUUCUGAUCCCCUCAAAUCUGUACCGCGUGUAUCUUGCCUUCAUGGCGCAGCUUCUCUCACAAUGGUCUGGUGCAGGAUCGAUCACGGUUUAUGCGACGGAUCUCUUCAAACUCUUGGGUAUCUCUGGGAGCAACGAGAACUUGCUUGUAACCGCCAUCUUCGGCAUAAUUAAGCUUACCGCCGCAGUUAUCUGUGCCUUGUUCUUGGUUGAUGUGAUCGGACGGAAAAGAUCAUUGCUCCUAGGAAUCUCUCUACAAGCUAUUUCCAUGAUUUACGUGGCUGGGUUCCUCACCGCUGUACCGGAGAUGGGGAUCGUGAGUAGCUUUGUCCUUCCUGAAAACCAAAAGGGCGCUAGCAAGGGGGCGAUUGCCAUGAUCUACAUAUCUGGCGCUGGAUGGGCUCUCGGCUGGAACUCGAUGCAGUACGUUCUGACCGCUGAAUUGUUUCCUUUACGGAUUCGUGCUCUGGCUACAUCCAUGGCCAUGACAUUGCACUUUGCCAAUCAAUAUGGCAGCUCGCGUGCAGUACCAAAUAUGCUUCUUUCCGUUGAGAACGGAGGAAUCACGCCCAAAGGUACAUUCUGGUUCUUCAGUGCCGUGACCGUCAUCGGUGGUUUCUGGGUAUGGUUCUCCGUACCAGAAACAGCUGGCCGUAGUCUCGAGAGUAUGGAUCGCUUGUUUGCAUUGCCAUGGUAUCAGAUUGGUCGACACGGCAAUCGCGAUGCUGAAGCGCGGGAUGAAACCAAGAUGGAGAUGGUGGAAGCGACCGAACACAUCGAGAGAACUGAUGUUCCGAGCCGAGUCUAG
Molecule: messenger RNA, 1656 nt
Organism: Penicillium verhagenii
Lineage: Eukaryota; Fungi; Ascomycota; Eurotiomycetes; Eurotiales; Aspergillaceae
Product: putative MFS quinate transporter
Exons: 5
Coding region: 1-1656 (551 amino acids)
Biological process (GO): carbohydrate transport; transmembrane transport
Cellular component (GO): membrane
Molecular function (GO): carbohydrate:proton symporter activity
Source: RefSeq, a predicted model, not a curated record